Neopsephotus bourkii (Bourke's parrot) is the source of this 2496-nucleotide messenger RNA. It is a transcript of the gene NOLC1, whose product is annotated as nucleolar and coiled-body phosphoprotein 1. NCBI's taxonomy places the organism in Eukaryota, Metazoa, Chordata, Aves, Psittaciformes, Psittacidae. The coding region runs from base 50 to 2215 and encodes 721 amino acids. Gene Ontology annotation, cellular component: nucleoplasm; nucleolus. The transcript is spliced from 14 exons. The record is from RefSeq and is a predicted model, not a curated record. Gene Ontology annotation, molecular function: protein binding.
GUGGCGCUGCUCGCGCGUGCGCGCGGACGGCACGUGUCGGCGGGGCAGCAUGGCGGAGUGGCGCGCGGUGCCCAGCGACCUCUUCCCUUUCGUGCUCUCCUUCUUGCGCGAGAACCGCUUCGAGGGCGCCGCGCGCGCCUUCGCUAAGGAGGCUGCGGCGGUGAGCGGCGGGAAGGAGCAAGACCCCAACGCAGCCUCCCUCCUGGAUAUCUAUAGUUACUGGCUGAAGUCUCCGGCGGCCAAGAAGAGAAAGGCUGUUCCCAACGGUUCCCAGGCGAAGAGGAAGCCGUCCUCCAGCAGCGAUGACAGCUCCAGCGAGGAGGAUGAGAAGCCCCCAGCCAAGAAACCAGCUAAAGCAGCAGCUGUGCCCAAGGCAAAAGCAGUUCCUCCAGCCAAGAAGUCAGAGAGCAGCAGUGAGGACUCCAGUGAUGAUUCAGACUCAGAGGAAGAGAAGCCAGCAAAGAAAAGUGCAAAACCUGUGGUGGAGCCAGCUGGUACCAAAAUCCCGCCUCGGAAGAAAGCAGAGAGUUCCAGCUCUGACUCAAGCAGCUCAGAUGAAGAAGCACCAAAGAAACAGCCACCAAAACCAGCAGCACCUAAAUCAGGAAGUAAAGUUGCCCAGGCAGCCACCAAGGUGGUCAAUGGAAAGGCAGCAAGCAGUAGCAGUAGUAGUGAAGAUUCUGAUGAGGAAGAAACUGCACCAAAAAAGGCUGUUCCCAAGAAAUCGCCUCUGCCAAAACCCGCAGCCACUCAAGCAUGUCCAGGAAAAAACAAACGUGCCAAAGAAAGUUCUAGUAGCGAGGACUCAUCUGACAGUUCAGAUGAUGAAAAGCCACCUGCAAAACAAAAGCCGAAGCCUGGUCCAUACAGUGCUGUACCACCUCCUCAGGCUACACAGACCAAGAAAGGCCUUGCCAAGGUUCCUGUGAAAAAGGCUGAGAGCAGUGACUCUUCAGACAGUAGUGAUGAGGCAGAGCAGGUGACCCCAAAGGGUGGAGCAGGCAAAGCAGUAGUAGCCAAAAAAACACCUGUCUCACAAAAAAAAGCUGUGACUACUAAGAAGGAUGAAUCCAGUUCUGACAGUGACUCAGAUUCUAGCUCUGAGGAUGACAAGAAGAAGGUAGGGAAUAAACUCCCAGCUAAACAACCUGUGCUGAAGAGUACUUCAAAACUAGCAAAAGUAUCUGUCAAGCCUGGACAAGCGAAGAAAGAAUCCAGUUCCUCCUCAGACAGUUCAGAUUCUGAUAGCUCUGACAAGAAGGCCCCCGUGAAGCCCACAACUAAAGCAGCAGCCCCUGCAACAAAUAAGUCACAAGCUGCAACAAAUAAGUCACAAGCUGCAACAAAUAAGUCACAAGCUGCCACAAAGAAAACACAAACUAGCUCUGAUUCAGAUAGCAGCUCCAGCAGCUCUGAGGAUGCAAAGAAGAAGCAAGCCACUCCAGCUAAAUUAGCUGGCAAAGUGGGUAAGCCGGUGUCCAAACCUUCUACCACAGCUUCCAAAGCAGACAGUUCUGACACUGAUAGCUCAAGCAGUGAAGAAGAAAAGAAGCCAGCAGUGAAACCAGCCACCAAAUCUACAGUGAAACCAGCCACCAAAUCUACAGGGACAGCAAAAGCAACUGUGGGGAAGAAGGCAGCUGCUUCUAGUAGUAGCAGCUCAUCCGAUAGUUCCAGUGAAGAGGACGAGAAGCCCAAAAAGGCAGCAAAAGGGGCCCAGAGCAAUUCUAACACUGCUGUCUCCACAGAGAAGGCAAAAGCAUCCACACCAGCAGCAAACAACCUGAAGUCUAAGCCAGCUGAUAGCAGCAGUAGCAGCAGUGAAAGCAGCUCUGAAGAAGAGACUAGAGAAGUCAAUGGAGGCACAAUCGGGAAGAAACAAAAGAGGAAAGAUGCUCAGGAGCCAGAGACACCACACAGGAAAAAGGCAAAGAUCAAAGCCAAAACACCGCACACAGUUCCCAAGGUGAAGCGGCCAGCCUCUCCAUUCCGCCGCGUAAGGGAAGAAGAAAUUGAGGUGGAUGCCCGUGUUGCUGAUAACUCAUUUGAAGCAAAGAAAGGAGCAGCUGGUGACUGGGGUGAGAAGGCUAACAAUAUCCUCAAAUUCACUAAAGGCAAGUCUUUCCGCCAUGAGAAGACAAAGAAAAAACGAGGCAGCUACCGUGGGGGCACUAUAUCAACCCAAGUCAAUUCUGUCAAGUUUGAAAGUGACUGAGAAUGUUUCCUUUGGAAUUCAUAAAACAUCUGCUCACCAGAACGGCCUGGAUGGGCAUGUGAACAUUAUGGACGUCAAGCCUGCCUGGAGUGCUACCUCCCCAUGCCCAUUGUGGGUCAGGCAGCUUCAGUGUAGGGAUGUGGGAGAAUGGUUGGCUGUUUCCCCCUUUUGUUUCCAAUUCUGGUUUAAGCCCCUGAUUUGAAACCAUCCUUGAGCUGGUGUUAUUGACACCACUAGGGUGACUCUCCAAGACUUAAAUUUUCUGUGGUCUUAUUUUAAAA